This is a messenger RNA of Mizuhopecten yessoensis (Yesso scallop), 1263 nucleotides long. RefSeq lists its product as uncharacterized. The record is from RefSeq and is a predicted model, not a curated record. The transcript is spliced from 9 exons. Lineage: Eukaryota; Metazoa; Mollusca; Bivalvia; Pectinida; Pectinidae. The annotation marks the transcript as partial.
CAGAUGUUUGCGUCUCGGCAAAUGUCGAAGAUGAUGAUCACAGCAGUGAUCCUUUGGUUCAACGCAUUUGCAUUUGUGACAGUUGCUACAACUACCUGUGGACAAUAUUCAGUAUAUAGCAGUCGCCUUGCGCAAUGUGUCGAUUUUGAGUGGUGUUUGUACCAGUUCUACACCGACCCAAGAUCGUGGUCAGAUGCAAUAGCGAUCUGUGAACAAAAUAACAAGACGUUGGCCCAUAUUACUGAUCUGUCGCAGCAUGUCUACCUGACGUCACUGAUCCAAACCAGUUUACCUGCAAUCUACUUUAGCCCGCCCAGCUCCACCAUGUGGAUAGGAUUGUACAAGACAAAUGGGGGACAACCUGUAUGGCAAGAUGACUGCGCCACUCUAAGCGCAAACUAUACUCCUGUUACUGCAACGUUGACAGACCCAGCCGAAAUAUGUUACAUGCUAGACGCACAGGGACGCACCUAUCAAGAACACUCCUGUGAACAGUCUCAACCGUUCCUAUGUAAGGCAGCAACGUUGGCCAUGCUAAAGACAGAAGUGGUAAGUCUCACAGAACCUGUGAGCUAUAUAACCAGUGAAUGCCAAAGUGUGUACUCCACUAGUCCAGUGGAACUACCAACGAUAGAAAUGACACUGGCUCCAGAUUCGGUUCCUACACACACGUGGCUGGUGACAUCCCAAACGUAUUCAAGUGUAUCAGUUACAGGAACAGUAUCGAUUGUAACUAAUACAGUUUUAGGAGCCGCAUUGCAGAACCUUUCUUACGAUAUUAAGCAUAUGGAGCCAACUAAUAUGAGUAACCUGACAACGUUCUGCAAACAACUACUUGAAUACGUUUUGGGGAACUCCGACCACGUGUUUACAGAUCUCAGCGGGAUAGUAGAUGUCGAAAAUCAAAUAACAAAACAGAUGGAGUCAUUGCCAGCAGGUGACCUCGAUAUGAACACAACGGUUUCUUUGUAUCUUUCCAUCUUGAACCACGUGUACAAUUUCCAAACGAAUAGUGGCCGUCGACAACAUAACCAAACGCCCAAGUUACUGGAACUUCAGGAUAGUCUUAUCAGAUUGUCAAAACUUAAUCUGAAACUACAGAAUAUCAGUAAAACGUUUGAACUCAACAUGACAUCCGUGUCAAUAACGGUAGGAGACGGAGGAGCGUUACAAGAAAAGUACACAACAGCAUAUGGCAGGGUCAUACUAGAAAACAUCGAGAACUUGAGACAGAACCUUGCCAGUCAGAAACUGAUGAUUAUG